This is a messenger RNA of Ascosphaera apis ARSEF 7405, 3090 nucleotides long. The record is from the annotation of a GenBank genome assembly. NCBI's taxonomy places the organism in Eukaryota, Fungi, Ascomycota, Eurotiomycetes, Onygenales, Ascosphaeraceae.
AUGGAGCGCAAAAUCGCUUUGGUUCCUCUCCAUAAGAACGCUGUUGCUAAAGCAGUCCAGGCAGCAUAUUCGCUCCAGGAUUUACUGAAGGCCGUGCCUGAAGUUUAUAAAUCUGCUCUCCACCCUCACCUUAAGAGGAUCCACAACUUGGCUUCUAAAGAGCUGUCUCUUCGCCAGACCGUGGAGGAGCUUCAGCGUCACCAAAGUGCUGGAACCUAUCCAACAUUCAUCCUGAAUGCGAUAAGGGAUCCCGCCCUGCAGUUUGUCAAACCGUUCCUGGAUGACCUGCCCAACCACGCGGAUUUUCCGUCGUUACAGGUGGAUGUCACUAAUGCCAGGAACGUGAUGCUAGACCACUCUUUGCUGCUUAAACAGAAAGAGUUGGACUAUCUUGAGAGUGCUAUCAUCGGCGAUAGUGACGGCUGGCGGAACGCCUGCUUGAGUGUUGUGCAGGAGCAAGCUGCCUUUGUCAAGGCUACGAUCUCUGAGCACCUAGUCGAAGACCGUGAACCUGAGUUCUAUUGGUCAGGGCGGGCGAUGCCUGGGCAGAUCCUCACGGACUUCUCAUCCAUCGUUGGACUACAUGAUGUCUUUAUCACUCAAGUGGUGUAUCUUGCCAAGUUAGCUGAAGCCUCUCGCACUUCGCUUUUGGAGAGAAAGCAAGAUGCAAAAAUCCUCGCUGAUGUCGAAAUGACAGAUGGCGCAGGUACCAGCUCACAUCAAUCGAUGGAGCAACUGGUUGCGGAUAAGGUGAAAACCGAACUCCGAAAAGCGCUUUCAAAACGUAAGCACCACUUUCUUGGCAUCUGUGAUGCAGAGAAGCGCGUGUCUGACAUAACCACUUCAUCUCGAAAACGCUUUAGGCAAUCCUCCCUCCCAUCGGUACCCUGGCAAAUCCGGACUCCUGAGGAGUCAGGAUUUGAAACCAGGAAGACCUUUGAAAGGAGCGACCCAACCACCGUCACGAAAGGACUCGAAACGCAAGAGGGGCCCGGUGCCUUCUCGGAAUCGAAGAGCUGCAGGGAAGAGAUGACUGUUACUUCGUUUUUAGCGUCUUGUCCUAAAGGAUGGAAGCCUUGGAAACUUGCUUCCUAUCCUGAUCUGUAUCUAGACCUGAGCAAUCAAUGUCGUGCAAAGAUCGCAUAUUCACAGUUGAAAGUCUGGGAAGCUCUUACGCUUCGUGACGCUCAACCAGGAGUGUUUAAGCAUCCAAGCAUUCACCUCCCAAGGGAUGUAGAGUACACAUUGGCUUUGAAUAAUAAAUUCAUCCUGCCUCGUCCUAUAGAUACAAAAGACCUCCAGUCUGCCAAAGAGCAGCUGGUUCGGCAGGUGCGCUUAAAGUGGCACUUCCGCGACAGGUCUUCACCGAUGUUUCUUCCGCAGUUCCAUGUUAAAUCCUCUACGUGGGAUCCACCUUGUGCGCAUCAUCUUAUCGAGCGGGGGCUAUCGGCUGCGAUGCAAGUAAUCGACGUCCAUGUACGUCGGGGGCUUGUUGACACGCAACACCGGGCUCUCACUUCCGGAUUAACCAACUGGAGAAAGGCUCGACAGUGGCUACUUGAUAAUUCAUCAAUGGCGAAAAUCACUGAUAAGAACUUGGGAAUUGCCGUGUUUCCCACGUCCUGGUACAUGGAAGGUAUGCAAAUGUUGGUCUCAGACAAGAGCACUUAUAAAGUGAUCGGUCCUGUGGAUCAACCUCCUAAGUACCUAUCGGAAAGUCAUCAAUGUCGGCUCUUAAAAGAUCGUCUACACCACUGGGAUUUGGAACCCCAGCUGGAGAAGUUUAUCCGCUAUAAGACAAGGGUGCAACUACCACGCUUACAUGGUAUCCCAAAAGUACAUAAGGAACCAUGGAAGAUGCGGCCAAUAGUUCCAUCGCAUUCGUGGAUUACCACCUGCGUCUCGCAAGUCGUGGACUUUCUUUGCCGGCCGCUGCUAGCUAAAUAUCCCUGGGUGUUGAUUUCCUCAAAAGAUUUCAUCGUCCAGCUGGAGAAGGUACGCAGCAAGCCUUCCUCUGCAACCGACGAUGUUUGGUUAGUUUCUGGCGACGUUGAAGCCUUCUACACCAACAUCCCACCUUCCGACUGUGCUUUUUCAGUGGCUGAAGCAUAUGGAAAAUGGAACAUCGCUGCAGAGCAAGGUCGUCCUCACCCGCCCAGUCCUGAGAUCAUUGCAUCGAUGAUUGGGUAUGUGAUGGACAAAAACUUCUUCGCCUUCGAUGGAACAAUAUACAAACAGACUCGAGGACUCGCAAUGGGGACGCCCGCUGCACCGGUUCUUGCCAAUGUUUACGCUGCUUCCAUCGAAGAACAGCUACCGAUACUUAAACAUGCUCGGCUGCUAUAUUAUGGUCGCUAUCUAGACGACAUAUUCCUGAUGUACAAGGGAAGCGAAGAAGAGCUGAAGUCGUUCCUCGCCCAAGUGAAGUUGGGAUCCUUGACUAUCAGCUGGUCCUAUUCACAGACAACAGAGCAUUUCCUUGAUGUCGAGGUACUUAGGUAUAAGAAUACAUCAAUGGAAGUUUGGACAUUGGCCACCAAACUCUUUGUCAAGCCCAUGAAUAGGCACCUUUAUAUUCCCUGGUCAAGUGCUCAUCCUCAGCAUGUGAAGAAAGCCUUCGUCAAGGCCGAGCUGACCCGGUUCGUUAUACUAUGCUCUGAAAUGUGGUACUUUGCGGACGCAAGACGAGCAUUUUAUAGCAAUUUAAGACGGAGAGGUUACCCGUCGAGAACCUUGGAUGUAUGGUUCACUCAAGCAUCAUACAGCCAACGCAUGGCGUUUCUUACGACUUUUCAAGCCGAGAGUCACGUUGAUGAUAUGCCGUUGAUGCUUCGAGGUGAAUACAAUCCAAUUUGGGAAUAUAUAAACGUGGACGAGAUUUCCAAAGCUGCACAAAAAGAAUGGAGCAAAUUGAAAGAUCAAUUGCCUCGUACUUUACAACAAAAGCUGAUUCGAAGUCUCCGCAAAUCAACUUGUCUUGGUGACUUGUUGAAUGUGAGCAACUUGACGGCGUUGGAACAAUACUACAGUGAAACGCGUAACAAUUCAGCUGCCUCUGAAUCUGCUAUGCCUGGAACUGGUUUGUCUUAA